Tripterygium wilfordii is the source of this 950-nucleotide messenger RNA. RefSeq lists its product as uncharacterized. The transcript has 7 exons. The coding region runs from base 51 to 719 and encodes 222 amino acids. Lineage: Eukaryota; Viridiplantae; Streptophyta; Magnoliopsida; Celastrales; Celastraceae. The record is from RefSeq and is a predicted model, not a curated record.
AACGAGCAAUAUUGCAGAGAUACCGAGAGCGCCUGCUUGAGCUUGAAAGCAUGGCUUCAAUGGCGUUACCGAGUGGCUAUAGUUACUACAAGAAUUACCAAAAUCGCAGACGUGGAUCCAGUCUUCCUUGUAUCAGCCUUUCUCAGCAGCACAAUAAUGAUGAACCAAUUGACCAAAAAUCUAAUCACCAGCUCCCUCGAAGGGAUAUCAUACUGCGGAGCAGCGAAUUAGCAGUAAUUGGGGCUAUUUUCAGCUUCAGUGGAAAAAAGCCAGAUUACCUUGGAGUACAGAAGAACCAACCGGCGUUGGCUCUGUGUCCGGCUACCAAGAACUGUAUAUCAACUUCGGAGAAUAUCGCCGAUCUCACUCACUAUGCCCCUCCUUGGAACUAUAAUGGAGGACGCGGUAGGAAAAACCCUGUGAGCAGAGAAGUUGCCAUGAAGGAGCUUCUAGAUGUGAUUAAAUCAACAAAGCCAGACAAGUUUACGCCAAGGAUUUUAGAGCAGAAGGAGGAUUAUGUGCGAGUAGAAUAUGAAAGUCCCAUCUUAGGAUUUGUUGAUGAUGUGGAGUUCUGGUUCCCACCCGGCAACAACUCAAUUGUGGAGUAUCGAUCUGCAUCAAGGCUUGGAAACUUUGAUUUUGAUAUCAAUAGAAAGAGAAUAAAGGCAUUGCGACUUGAAUUGGAGAAGAAAGGAUGGGCACCUGAAGACACCUUCUAAACUACUCCCACUACCCACUGACUAGUUCUUUAUUCAUGCACAUUGAUUCUUGUUUGCCACACAUACACCCUGCUUGGCAGCCUAUGAUUGAUUACAUUACGAUUAGCUAGCUAAAGAAAGCUUCAAAUUGUUCCUUUGAGUUUAUCUGUCACAAACCCAACCUAUGUGGGUUUUGUUUAAUAAUUUAUAGUAUAUUUAUCUAAAAUAAUGGAAAAUUAUUUUAUGAUUCAA